Molecule: messenger RNA, 1783 nt
Organism: Pelobates fuscus (common spadefoot toad)
Lineage: Eukaryota; Metazoa; Chordata; Amphibia; Anura; Pelobatidae
Gene: RING1
Product: ring finger protein 1
Exons: 7
Coding region: 123-1166 (347 amino acids)
Biological process (GO): negative regulation of DNA-templated transcription
Cellular component (GO): PcG protein complex; ubiquitin ligase complex
Molecular function (GO): ubiquitin protein ligase activity; chromatin binding
Source: RefSeq, a predicted model, not a curated record
CUGGACGCCGGAAGUGACGCUCCGCCGCCGGAAAGAGACGUAUUUCCUGUUUUCCUCCGUUUCUUCACCGAGGAACGGGACUCACGUGACGCAGGCGACGGGAAGUGGGGGCUGAUGAUAAAAUGGCCACCCCAGUUAGUGCACAGUGCUCCAGCAAGACUUGGGAGCUCAGCUUGUAUGAAUUGCACCGCACCCCUCAGGAAGCCAUCAUGGAUGGCACAGAGAUAGCAGUGUCUCCGCGUAGUCUGCACAGUGAGCUGAUGUGUCCCAUCUGCCUUGACAUGUUGAAGAACACCAUGACCACCAAGGAAUGUCUGCAUCGGUUCUGUUCAGACUGCAUUGUAACAGCGCUGCGCAGUGGGAACAAGGAAUGCCCCACUUGUAGAAAGAAAUUGGUUUCUAAACGCUCCCUUCGCCCUGACCCAAAUUUUGAUGCACUUAUCUCCAAAAUCUAUCCAAGUCGAGAUGAGUAUGAAGCUCAUCAGGACAGAGUGCUUGCAAAGCUGAGUCGCUUGCAUAACCAACAGGCCCUUAGUAGCAGCAUUGAGGAAGGACUUAAAAUGCAAGCCCUGCACAGGACUCCCAGGGCACAACGGGUACGAAAACAUCAGCACGAGUCCGACAACACCACGUUCAGUGGUGGGGAGGACAACUGUGAUAGCCGAUCUCAUGUUAGCAAUCCAUCUGUGCACAGCAACCAAGAGGCAGGGCCAAGUCGCAAGAGAUCCCGCGCCUCCGAGGAUUCUGGAGCAGAACCUGACCUAUCACAUGAGGGUGGAGGAAGGAGCCCCGAUCCUCCAGGGGGCGGAGAGGCUGGGAGUGAGAUAGAGCUGGUGUUCAGAGCUCACCCCUUGUUGGUGGAAAAGGAUGGUUAUAGCCAGACCAGGUUUGUAAAGACAACAGCAAAUGCUACAGUUGAUCACUUAUCCAAAUACUUGGCUCUACGCAUUGCUCUGGAAGUGGAGGCUCUCCGUGGUGGUGCAGAUGGGGUGACACUGGGUGAGGUCAGCGAGAAGCAAUAUACAAUUUACAUUUGUGCCGGGGCUGCAGGCGGACAGUACACUACCCUGAAUGGUUCGUUAACACUUGAACUAGUUAAUGAGAAAUACUGGAAAGUGAGCAAACCCCUGGAGCUGUACUAUGCUCCCACUAAGGAGCAGAAAUAGGGCGGAAGGGGGCUGGGAGAAGGACAAAGGAAGGAAUGUACCACCAUCAUAGCACCUACUGGCUGGAUUUCAUGAACAGUGCUGUGCUCCGUCCAGGGAGCAAAGAACAUGGAGGUUACCGGAACUGUAUGACCUGCAAUAUAUACCAGUGCAACACUGGAAUUGGGGAACGGAAUGCCAGAUGUGAGAUCUUCAGCUUUUCCUUCUAAGCGCGUUUUUUUUUGUUUUUGAUUCUUGGAUUUUUGUAAAUAUAACAAGGACCAGCAAUGAGGAGAAACACCCCAAAGAGGAUUUUCCUAAAACAUUGAUUCAUCCCAUCAUUAAAUGAACUUCUAUUGCUGUGUAUUACACAGCAGCAGGAAUUGCAGGGAAAGUGGCCUAAGGACCCCAUCUCAUUCCAUACCAAUCGAUCUCACUUUCAAGGUGAGGAAUAGGGAUAUGAACUUCCCAAAUGCAAGGAGCACAAAAAGUGGCCCCAAACUGUGGAUUGACAGAGUAAAAAAAAAAAAAAUACUGCUUUCAAAUGCACACUAUCCUCUUAUUUCUAGUGUCUUAAUAUUUAUCCAGUUUGUUUUCAUUUAUUUGUAUCUUGAAGAUAAAAAGGCAAACCUGAUAUU